Messenger RNA from Closterium sp. Naga37s-1, 3675 nucleotides. NCBI's taxonomy places the organism in Eukaryota, Viridiplantae, Streptophyta, Zygnematophyceae, Desmidiales, Closteriaceae. The record is from the annotation of a GenBank genome assembly.
AUGCCAGCGGCAGCGACGAGCCGUCCUGGCGAGGCAUGGCGGCGGGCGGGGCGGGCGGAGGAGCUGGUGGCGGGGCUGGCGGCGGGCGACGCGCAGGUGCGGCUGCGCGCAGUACGCGACGUGAAGAACGCCGCCAUCGGCAGCCGCACGCGCAAGCUCGCUUUCAUCCGCCUGCGAGCCGUGCCCAGGUGCGCCUCUCUUCCCCGCACGCCCCCCUCCUCGCGCAACUUUCCUCCGCGCACCCCCCUCCUCCGCGCGCCGUGCCGCCCUCAUUCCCGCGCCUCCUUCCCCACUACUCCCUCUCCCGAAACCACGGCUGCGCGCUGCACGCGGCCCUUUCUCCGUACGACCGCCCCACCCCGCGCCCUACUGUUUCCGCGCCCUGCUGCUUCCGCAUCUCCUUUCCCACUCCAUCCGAUUCUGCUGGUGGCGAUGCUAGAGGGAGCUGAGGGGGCGGAGGGGGAAGGGGGAACGGAGGGGGCAUGGGGUGCGGAGGAGGUGCAGCAGGCGGCGGCGGCGGUGGGCAGUUUGGCGUGCGGGCUGCCGGAGGGCGUGCAUGCUGUGCUGGCAGCGGGGGCCGGACAUGCCAGGGACGGACACGACAUGGGCAGCACACCACAUGCAAAACACUGUUUCCAUCUGCUGGCGCCUUCACUCUUUCACUUCGCCUCUGUGCCUUAUUCCCCCAGGCCCGUGGUGGAGGCAGCUGCACGGUCACUGCGUCUGAUCUUCCAGUCCACUCCUGCGCUGCCACGUGGCAGCACUGCUGCAGGCGAUUGGCUCUCCCCCGCUCUCAGCCUGCUGCCGUCCCGGCUCGCCUCCCCCAAUGAGACAGUGGCAGAGGUAGCAGCGAGUGUGGCAGCACAAUGUGUGCACUCGCCUCAGCAGCAGGCAGCGCUGGCAGCGGGGGAUGGGCUGCUGUCGCUCACACGCCUGCUCGCCUCGUCACCGCGCUGCACCGAUGCUGCUCUGCUCGCCCUGGCAGCGGCUGUUAAGGGCAACCGGCAGCAGGCCGCUGCUCUUGUAGACAUGGGCGGGGGAGCAGCACUGGCGGCGGUGGUGAGUCUGACGCGUCAUCCAUCGCCUGCCACACGCCUCAACGCCUGCCGCUGCCUGCUGCACGUCGAGGCAGCUCUCUGGCCUCAUGGCGGUGCCAUCACUGCCGUGCCCCGCUCCUUCCUCCAACACCCCGCUCCCGCCCUCGCUGCCCUUCCUGCUCCUGCCACCUCCGCUGUUCCACCUGCCACCACCGCUGCUGCGCCUGCCACUGCUACUGGCGGCCCACCCCCUUCCACAGCAGAUGCAGCUGCGUCUGCGAGUGAGAAGGCUGCACGCACCAGCAGCAGCAGCAGCAGCAGGGGCUGCAUCGCCGGUGGUGGGAAUGGGAGGGCAGGUGGACGGGGCAUCGGAGUGAAGCGGGAUGCAUCGGGGGGAUUGAAGGAGGGCGAUCGGGUCGCGUGGCAGCAGCAGCACCACCACCAAAGACACGAGCAGGCGGCAUGUGGGCGGGAGAGUGAAUCCUGGCAGGCACAGCAGCAGGCGCACGUAGUGUGUGGGGUGCUCUUGCCCGCCCACCUGCUGCACCCCUCUCGCACUGGCCCCCACGUGCCUGCCACCGCGCUCACACCUGCUACGGCUGCCAGUGGCGAGAGGCCGAUGCGCGUGGGGGUGGGUGUGGGCAUGGGAGUGGGCGUGGGGGCGGCGGCAGCAGUGGAUGUGAACGUGGCGGCGGUGGUGCUCGUGGCGCUCAUCAACCUGCUGCCUCUCUCCGACCAGGUGGGCGAGCAGGCGCCGAGGCUACUGCAGCAGCUGCUGGGCGGCAGGGAGGACGUGCAGUGGGCGGCCUUCAAUGCCCACGCGGCCUCCGAGCUAGUGUCUCUGCUCCGCCCCGCCCCCUCCGCUUCUUCUUCGCCCCCCAUCACCUCCUCUUCCUCGCUUCCCAUCCCCUCCUCCUCUGCCUUUCCCAUCCCCUCUUCCUCCCCUCCUCCCAUCCCCACCUUUCCAUCCUUCCCCUCGCCACUCAUUCCCUCCUCCUCCUCGCCCCCCACUGCUGCCGCUGCCACCAGGCCACUCUUCUCCCGCUCCCCACCCGUUGUGCUUCAGCCGCUGCUGCGCUGCCUCGACGCCUCCCAGCCCAUGCCCCUGCGCGCCGCUGCGUGCUCCUGCCUGCACUCACUCUCGCGCUCCAUCAAGAAUCUCCGCACGGGCCUGUCCACAGCGCCCAUCAUCCUCGACGUUCUAAACCUCGCCUGCUCCCCCGAUGCCUCUGCCCAGUUACCAGCGGUGUCAGCGCUGGCCAAUCUGCUGCUGGACUUCCGUGGCGACACGGGUGCCCUCGUGCACGCCGGGCUGCUCUCCCGCAUGGCCCACCUCGCAGCCGCGGGCGCGGGGGGGCGAGAUGGGUGUGUGCGCGAGGGAGGCGUGGAAGGGGGUGUGGAAAGGAGUGCAAAGGGGAGAUUGGAGGGAAGUGUGGUGGGGUGUGUGGGGGGGAGUGUGGGGGGGGAGGAGGGGGGGAGAGGGCGGGUAGCAGUGCAGGUGGUGGAGCGCAGUGUGAUGGUGCUGCGCAACGUGGCUCACUCCGCCACCACCGCCGUGAAGCAACAGCUUCUCGCUCUCAUGCUGCCCGCUACCCUGCCCGCCCUGCUGCUAGGUGCCAACCUCGCUGCCACCUGUCGUCUCCCCAUCGUUGCCCUAGCUCCACUGCUCUGCAUCCCUUCCCACCUUCUCCCGUCAGACCCCUCGCCAGGAGUGCAGGUGCAGGCAGCAGCGCUGCUGCGCAACGUGGCACACGGCGCGGAGGAGGACGCCCACCUGCUGCUGCUCCCCGCUGCCCUCCACGACGCCCUCCUGCGCCUCCUCGCCGCCAAACUGCUGCCCGCCCGCCCCGUGCUUCUCAGACCGGCCGCAGGGGGAGACGCGGGAAGAGGAGGAGUGAGAGGGGGUGCAGAGGAGGAGGGUGCGGGGGAUGCGGAGGCAGAGUUGGCAGCGGUGCGGCGAGCGCAGUAUGCCGUGCGAGUGGAGGCCAUGCUGACUCUGAGCAACGUGGCAGCAGGGGGCGCACAGGCCAAGGACAGCGUGCUGGCGCUGCUGCUGCUGCCCGCUGCCAAGGUCAGGGAGCUUGAAGCGUGCUGGCAGGCAGGCAGAGGGGGUGAAGCAGCCACGUGUGAUACACCAGGCCCAGGGAAUGGGGAAGCAGGUGGAGCAAAGGCGGUCGCAUGCAGUGCGGCAGGCUCAAGUGCAAUUGCUUCUGCUGCUGCUGCCGGACGAGAGGGAAAAGCAGAAGCGCUGGCAGCCACCCUUCCGCUGCAUUCCCUCCACCACCACCCGCCAUCCAGCCCUUCCCAGCCCAACGCUACCCCCUCCCUACCCUCUGCACGCCUCUCGCCCCCUCCUCCCCCUCUCAUCCUGCACCUGCUACGCCUGCAAGGCUGCACAUCCCUGCGCCUGGCCUCUCUCUGGUGCCUCACCAACCUCUGCCGCCCCGCCUGCCCGGGGGCUGACAGGCGAGCUGCUGCGGUGAGGGCAGCAGAAGGCGUGGUGGCGCAGCUAGAGAGGCUGGCAGCGCAAGGGAGCUUCGACAUCGCUGUCUCGCUGCUCUCGCCCUCUGCUGUGAGGGCGGUAAAGGGUGUGGGGGCACAGCUGGAGAGGCUGGCUGGCAGCACAAGGGAGCUUUGA